GUAACGGUGUAAGCUUUCGUCGACAUGAAAAAUAGAGGUAGUUCUGAGUACUUCCAAUACUGGCUAUCGAGAUGUUCUCGCGCUCAUACUCUGCCGACACCAUCGCGACCCGGGAACGUGGCUUUGCGCGGGUCUUUGCACUGAAACGCGCUGCAGGAUUCGUUCUUUCACUCAAAACAAGCUCUGCAGUAUGCAUUCUUGCUUGCUAUGAGAGUAGAGCGAGGCGUGCUGUGCUUUCAAGUGCAAUAGAUCCGUCAUACUUGAACGCUUCCACGUUUCUCCAUGUGAGCAUCGUCUUCUAAAAUGUCUUAAUUCGCUCUGCAUAUGCGCUAUCUUAUGUUGCUACUCAAGAAAUGCUCGGCGAAUGUAUAGUCAGAAUCCUUCCCUCUCAGUCAACCUUGGUUGCGUCUAGCCUAUUCCUGCUACGUUACUGCGAACGCUGCUGCUCAUCAAUCCUCUGCUCUCUACGUUGUCGUGUCUGUAUCGCAACUUAUUACUCUCGGACGUUGCUUCGAGGACCCAUGCUGCAAGUCUUUCACCGAGUGACAGAGCGCGAUUACGCGUACCUAUUGUUCGCGAAGGCCUCUCCUGGACAUCAGUGUUUCUCGUCGACCCUUGCACCAAAACUCCCAUAUUCCUGCUGGAGGGCACACGUCCCUGACGACAACCCCCGCGCGACCUUGUUCUCCAUUCGGAGGGCAUGUAAGGCUCCGUCUGUCUUCAUUGUCUGCGCUGUAGCUGGUAAAUCGUACGGAUCUCACAAGCUAUGCUGUGCUGUUCCCAUCGUCAUUCCUAAUUCUCACUAAAGCUU
Messenger RNA from Laetiporus sulphureus 93-53, 811 nucleotides. RefSeq lists its product as uncharacterized. The transcript has a single exon. The coding region runs from base 354 to 806 and encodes 150 amino acids. NCBI's taxonomy places the organism in Eukaryota, Fungi, Basidiomycota, Agaricomycetes, Polyporales, Laetiporaceae. The record is from RefSeq and is a predicted model, not a curated record.